This is a messenger RNA of Lates calcarifer (barramundi perch), 6206 nucleotides long. Its product is annotated as MLLT6, PHD finger containing. The transcript is spliced from 20 exons. Gene Ontology annotation, biological process: regulation of transcription by RNA polymerase II. Gene Ontology annotation, molecular function: histone binding; nucleosome binding. NCBI's taxonomy places the organism in Eukaryota, Metazoa, Chordata, Actinopteri, Centropomidae. Bases 207 to 3431 code for a protein of 1074 amino acids. The record is from RefSeq and is a predicted model, not a curated record. Gene Ontology annotation, cellular component: nucleus.
GAGGACAUCACGGAAAAAACGUAGCAGCAGCUACCACAAACCCCACGCCGAGAUUUCGUCUCUCCGCUGCGCUAAAACUGCGCGACGAAAGCGGCCCACGACUAUGCCCGGUGCGGCGUUAAACUGCGGGACGACCACUUGACAGGCCUGGGCGAGGUCUGAGCCGUUGCCGGGAGGUGAAAUACAUUUCUUCAUAUGGGAGCAGCAUGCGGGAAAUGGUCGGAGGUUGCUGCGUGUGUUCAGACGAGCGAGGCUGGGCUGAGAAUCCGCUGGUUUACUGUGAUGGACACGGCUGCAGCGUCGCCGUUCACCAAGCAUGCUACGGCAUUGUCCAGGUGCCCACCGGCCCGUGGUUCUGUCGGAAGUGUGAGUCACAGGAGAGGGCGGCGCGCGUGAGGUGUGAGCUGUGCCCCCACAAAGAUGGUGCUCUCAAGAGAACGGACAGCGGAGGCUGGGCCCACGUUGUAUGUGCACUCUACAUCCCUGAGGUGCAGUUUGCCAACGUCCUCACCAUGGAGCCCAUCAUCUUGCAAUAUGUCCCGCAUGAGAGAUACAUUAAGACCUGUUAUAUCUGUGAGGACCAUGGGAGGGAGAGUAAGGCUGCUUGUGGCGCCUGCAUGACCUGCAACAGACAGGGCUGCAGACAAGCCUUUCAUGUCACCUGUGCUCAGAUGGCUGGUCUGCUCUGUGAAGAGGAAGGACCAGAAGCUGACAAUGUGAAAUACUGUGGGUACUGCAAGCAUCACUACAACAAAAUGCAGAAGAAGUUGCGCUCCAGUGAAAAUACAAGUAGCUCCUUCAGUCAUUCCAGGGGCCGCUCCAGCUCUCCCUCACAGGACAAACACCACCACCACAGACAGAGGAAGAGUCAUAAGGACAAGAUUAGGCAAAAGGAGCGCCACAAGAAGUCCUCUGACAGCCUGAGCUCAUCAGUUACAACCGGCAGUAUAGAAAAGAUCUCCUCCAGUCACCACAGCAGCAAGGACAAUGAAGCAAAGUCCAAGAAGCUGAGCUCACACAGUCAUAGUCAUCGCAGUAAAAAGACAGGAAGCACUGGCAAGAGCUGCUCCUCCUCCUCCUGCUCCUCCAGUCCCUUCAACACAGGCGGCUCCUUGUCCUCUGCUCAGGAUUUCCAUCAGUUCUCGUCUUCGUCCCGCCUGGAGCGAGACCAUGACCGAGGAGGUGACGACCACAGUGGGGAGGAGCGCAAGGAGCGUCACAGGAGGCCAGCAGUCCAGGAGGAGGAGGACGAAGAGGAUGAUGAGAAGGAGGAGGACAAAGAUGAGGAGGAGGAGGAGGAGGAGGAGGACAGUAAAUACCACAAGCCACCAGCAUUGACUCCUGCUGAUGGCCCAUUGGCAGGAUCACAGGGUCACGACAGGUCAGAGGGCAACUCAAGUCCUUUUGAGAACAAGGUCACCAUCUCUACCUUUGGGUCCAUCAUGCGUAUCACCUCUUCAUCAGGACUGGGCAGCAGCAGUAAGAUCCGCAAGAUCUCCUCGGGAGACUACAAACCCUCCAAGUCUCUCUGCAAGCCGUCUCAACUGAGCACGCCGCCUAUCCUAGAGGAGGCGGACCUGGAGGACAAAGCCACACCUCCACCACUGCCCCGAGAGCGGAGGCACCGCGGCAACAAGAAGAGCCGCCACGGCCCUGGGCGCCCACGGGGCAGCAAGAACCGAGAGAGAAGGGAAGAGGAGCUUCACCAUCACCAUCACCACACAGCACCUCCUCCUCCUCCAGCCUUAACCUCCUCACUCUACCCAAGCCCAUCCUCCAUCCCACACCCCGCUUUCCCCUCCACGCUACCUCCCGCCACCACCUCUUCCACUUCCUCUUCUUCUUUCUCCUCCUCCGCCGGCAGUUUUUCCACAGGCCGUGGCAACUCACUGCUCGGCUCUGGUAUCUACUCCAGUCUCAAGGACCCUCUCACACUAGGCGGGGGUGUCUGCAGUACCCCUCUCUCCCUAGGUGGAGGGGUGUGUAGCACCUCCUUGUCCCUGGGAGGGGGCAUGUGUAGCACCCCUCUCUCCUCAGGACUCCUUCCAUCCCACGUCUCCUCACUCUCACUUCCAUCAGUCAACGCUGUUUCAAACACACAGGUCCAUCCAGGUUCCAGCACCUCCUAUAGCCUGCCCUCCACUCAGUCUUUCGCCAGCUGUCUCUCCACAGCCCCAACACUGCCGCCACUACUGAGCCAAGCCCAGACCUCACUGCCAGAGUCUGACCUCGAUGACUGUCGCUUCCCGUGUCAGGGGAGCUCACCAAGAGAGAGUCUUUCCUCACAGUCUCCCAUGAGCUGUCUUCCUCUUCUGUUUGACCAGAGAGACGGGUUGGGUGCAGGAGUUAGAGCCCGUCCAGAGAACGUCCCUCCAGCCAGCUCCCACAUUGAGCUCCUACUGGAGAAACAUGGCAACGGAGAGAUGGGAGUCAACAUUGUGGAGAUGCUCCAGUCCCUACACUCCCUGCAGCAGGAGAACCAGCGCCUCCAGGACCAGAUCCUAAGCUUGACAGCUAAGAAGGAGCGGCUACAGCUGCUCAACACAGAGCUGGCCGUGCCUUUUCCCCCACACGCUCAUUCCGCCCACGGCUCCUUGCACACCUCCACCCAGAUCAACUUCCUGUCAUCCACUCAAGACCCCCUGAGCACCAAUAAGAGUCCCCUGUCCAAAAGCUGCUUCCUGAAUGACACCUCCUUUGUUACCUCGUCUGAGGAGCUCCACUCUGGUAGUCCGUCCCGCAGUAGCUCGUCUCUCUCUUUCCAGAGUACUCCUCCUCCUCAGCAGAGCCCCGCCUCCUUCGGUCAGCCGUUGCUGAAUGGCCUGAGCCGGGGUUUCAGUGAUGGUUUGGGAACCAUUAGUCAGGCCGGCAGCUCCUCUCUGCCGGUGGUGGGUGGGCUCAUGGCGUCUCUCGCAGGUAGUCCUCAGCUGAAUAUGAACGGUGUGCUAGGAAGUUUGAACGGUGUCAUCCAGUCUCCAGUGCAGAAUGCACCACAGCCCACACUUCCUGCUCUGCGCCCCCAACCUCCACCACUCAACCCCCAGGCACUGGCACAGGGCUUCCAGCUUCCCAAGAGUGUGAGCCCGUCUUCUCUCCUGUCAGAGCAGCAGAAGCAGCUUCUUCUGGAGCAGCAGCAGCAACAGCAGCAGCUUCAGCAGUUCCUCACCUCACAGAACUUUACUCCUGAGCAGCAGGUGGUGGUGUGCCAGAUGCUGCAGCAGCAGAGACAGAGAGAGCUACAGCGCCUCACACUGACAGGAGCACUCACCUCCACUCCAAAUUCACCCAUGAUUGCCCAGUCACCCAACUUGCUGUCCUCUGCUACAGCUUCACCACUUCAGGGCAGCCAGGGAGGAAGCCUCUUUGGUCUGCAGGACAACGCACUUCACAAACCAACUGCUGGAGAAAAGGGUGGAGACAAGAAUGGGUGACGACAGCACAGGAGCAGCUCAAAAGAAGAUUAUCAGGCCUCACAUGCCCACUUGAAGACCUGAGGUCAACUUACAAGACUUUUGACCAGCUUUCCUUCUCUGUCAUCUUCAUCUUAAACCCUCUUUUAUGAAUGUAUAACAGGAUGGACUUAAACAUCAAGGUGAAGUUUUUUCGUGUUUUUGAAUUCUUUUUAUCAGAGGUUCUUUUCAUAGGUUUUUUGUGUAGGCAGCUUUCAGAGAGCAUGAUUUCAAUGGUCUCUUCUUAAAUUGCACUAAUUUGUUAGCUAGACCAAUGGGGCUGCUUAUAAAGGCAGAGCCAGAGUUCCUACUCAUCCCUACAGGUGUUGUGUAGGCUGUCGGUUUGUGAAUGGGAACUCAAGGUCAGAGAGUUUUUUUUUUUUUUUCCUCUGACUUCUUCAGCUGACUGGUCAUGAAUUCCUUCCAUGGCUUGAACCAGAGUUUCCACUCAGUCAGUGAGAAUCAGACUUCUGUCCCUGCAACCUCAACUGUCUUCCUUGAUAUUUUGUCUUCCCUUUGUGUUCACCCCACCCAAAUUUCAUCCUAGAUCCUAUAUAUGUUGCAGCCUCUCACAGGCACUUAUUAUGUAAAGGAUAAAUAUACUGUCAUUUUCAAUGUAUGGUUAGUGGCAUUUCAACAUUAAGCUAGUUAUUACCUCAGACUUUUUUGCCACCUGUUUCCCAUUGUUGACAUUUUGUGCUGACUCAUUAACGCAAUAGUCUUCACUGGAUAUAAAUGCCCACCAAAAAUCAUGGUGUUAACUCUAAGGUAGUAACUCAUGUAAAUGUAAAAAUGGCACGCAACCCCAGGUGUCCAAAAUGGCGCUAUCGCCUACUAGAGAGUGGCAUCAGCACGAACGUUGAGCACUAGGUUUUAUUCUGAAAGACCACAAGAGUUUCUAAAGACUUCUAUAUCCUUCCAGUUGCUAUCGAGAUUAAGCAGAUGAAACCAAACCUUUGGAAAUUAUAAGUAAGAAAUGAAUUGUUUUUCCUAAACAAGUGAGCACUUUGCAUGUUAGUAGCUAACAGAGCAAAUUAGCCAUCAACGCAGUACCUUAUGAAGGAUGCUUGGUACUUACUAGGCCACUAGACUUACAGGUUUUUGAUUUCUAUGAGUAUUUUGCACUCUGUCCUCAAAUGUCAGCUUUUUAUGUUACUUUCAUACAUCGGUAUUCUUUUCAUGUCUGCCAACUAGUUGUUCUUUUAGCAAUACUGGAUAGAUAAUGCCUUAAUGAUAAUAGAUUUACAGAGAAAACUAUGAGCCCAAAGGCUUUCUCUCUUGGCGUCUUUCUUUGAUAGUGUUUUUUUAUCACAGGGCUCAUGGAGGGGUACAUUACUAAAGUGAAAGCACUCUUGUUACACCCAUUUAUACUUUUGAUAGCUGACUGAUAAUUUCAACAGUUGAAAUGUGUGAAUAACCGUAUAGUGGUAACUGAAGUGUCAAAUCAUUUUCUAUUGUAAUAUUUGUGUUAAGAUGCAAUGUUCUUUAGUUGUUUGUGCUUCAGAGAACUGAGAAGGACUAAUUGAAAAUCUUACAGUCUGCACAGUGGUGUCAUAGGAAGUCUGCUGGGGACAGCCAAGAGGUAACAGUGUAUGAUACAUGGUGUAGCUGUUAUCAGCACUGAGAAGACAGUGAAUUGCCAGUGUUGCUACUGUUGGCCUUUACUGCAGGGCUGUUCAAGCCCAUGUUCAUGACGUAAGCCAACGUAGAGACUAUGAUAAGCUUCUUUUUCCUUCUGCUCCACUUUAUCAUGUGAUGCCUCUGUUUGGCUCAGUUUUACUGACAAAGGCCACUCUCACAUUCAUCUUUUACUCUCAAAGGUAAGGGAUUCUUUUAUCAGGUUUUCUCCUGUGUUCUUUAAAAAUAUUGUCAUAGGCCUUUUGAAAUAUUUUGUCACUUCUGUUUGCAAUCUUGAACAUGAUCUCCCAUACAUGUGAUGUUGAGUGCUAGAUGGUUUUGUUAGCAGCUAAUGUAGACGUCAUAAAGAAACUUCAAGCAACUCACUAGUUGGUGAUAAAUACUGUAGCAAUGCCAGAAGAAGAGUGUUGAUUAUGUUGAUAAAGACGUGAGUCAACGCCUUGACAUGACUCCAAGUGGGAGGUCUGCAUUUUACCAAGCAUGUCCUUAAGAGUCUCCUCUCAGCUGAGGCAAAGUCCAGACACACGACCAUGUUCAAGAGGAUGACUGAAAAGUGGAUUUCUGAAGCAGUUUCUUUCUCAUGUUGCACUGGGGCGCUUUGGGCCCAAUUGUAAAUCGUUUUUUAGUACCUUUUCAAUUUUGUUGGAAUACGAGUUGUAUACUUUAAUAUGUUUGUGUAAAAAACACAUUCAUUCUUUUAAGCUUUGAAGUUUGGGUAACCAAGAUAAUCCAUGUUAUGAAUGUCGUACUGUGUAUCUUUUAUGUAUUACAACAUUUAAGCACCUAGCUCUGAAUGAGGUUUGAUGGAGAGCAAGUUACCUAUUGGGAUAUGAAUUGCAUGAAAUGCAGUGACAUCUCUAUUGCUAAAUACCAAGUAAUAACUAUGCAUAAUUUUAAAUGCAUUGUUCCCUGAAAAAAUGAAAUUAAAUGAAAUGAGCACUGAAGUUUAAAAAGGACAAGCACGUUGUCAUUGUACAGUGUAUUUGUUUGAGAGAAUUGAUCGAAACGAAUUUGACAAUAUUCAGAUUAAAAGCCCUGUAAAGUAUUUUGAUAUUUUUGUGUGUAAAAUUAAAAGGACGGAUUAAGACAACUUUUUUGUCAAUAAAUGUAUUUUACAGA